Drosophila arizonae is the source of this 869-nucleotide messenger RNA. Its product is annotated as serine protease 1 pseudogene. Lineage: Eukaryota; Metazoa; Arthropoda; Insecta; Diptera; Drosophilidae. The record is from RefSeq and is a predicted model, not a curated record.
CGAUCUCUAAUAGCAAUGCAGUUCGCUUGGUUAACACUUCGGCUCUUAGCGCUCUCAAUCCCGCUCCAAGUUCAUGCUGGUCCUUUGACGGCCACGGCGGACUCCAUUAUAACCAAUGGCUAUCCGGCUGUUGUGGGGCAAGCACCCUACAUUGUGGGUCUGCUGCUACGUGAGGGUCAGAUGGGCAGGUGGUGCGGUGGCUCGAUCAUAGAUCACAGCUGGGUGCUAACUGCGGCCCACUGCACGGAUCACAUUGAUGGGGUGAGCAUCUACUAUGGAGCCACGAGGCGAACGCAGGCGCUCUUCCACUUGGAGGUGGGCAUCGAGGAUGUGGUGCAGCACCCCGACUGGCCGGGCAGCAUUGGCAAUGACAUUGCGCUCAUACGCACGCCACAUGUGGACUUCUGGUCGCUGGUCAACAAGGUGAAGCUGCCUGGCCUCAAUCAGCUUGAGGAGACUUUCGAGAACUCUGCGGUUAUCACCUGUGGCUGGGGCAGCACCUCCGAUGCCAGCGAUAUGCCCGACUGGCUGCAGUGCAUCGACUUGAAUGUGAUCAGCAAUGCUGAGUGCUCACGCAGCUAUGGCAAGCUCCCAGACAGCGUUUUGUGUGUGGGCACACCCGAAGGCAGAUCCAUUUGUGAUGGCGACUCCGGCGGUCCACUGGUCACGUAUGAUGAGCCCAAGCUGAUUGGUAUCACCUCGUUCAGCGAUGCUAGCAGUUGCCUCUCUUCAGCGCCAGCUGGUUUUAUCCGUGUGACUCAUCAUUUACAAUGGAUACGCCAGGUCUCCGGAAUUUCAUAUUAGCUGCAACUAAUUUUUGAAAUCAUGCGAGACUUAUCGAUACAAAUAUAUUGCGAAGCGAAUAUCGA